Messenger RNA from Morone saxatilis (striped sea-bass), 2905 nucleotides. RefSeq names its product solute carrier family 13 member 3 (gene slc13a3). The record is from RefSeq and is a predicted model, not a curated record. Gene Ontology annotation, biological process: monoatomic anion transmembrane transport; citrate transport. Gene Ontology annotation, molecular function: sodium:dicarboxylate symporter activity; succinate transmembrane transporter activity; citrate transmembrane transporter activity. Gene Ontology annotation, cellular component: membrane. Lineage: Eukaryota; Metazoa; Chordata; Actinopteri; Moronidae.
ACCUAUAUGUCACCCCAGGAGGUGUUUCAGCCUGUAGUUAAUCUUUUCUGUACUCGACCCAGAGGCUUCAAAGCGCGUCCCAACUGGCUCCUCUCAGCCAGUCUGGAACUCCCUUUUUCCCAAAACGGAGCUAAAACUUUCCUCUGGAGAUGGAAAUAUCUGUUUUAUCCAAGAAGCUGUGGUGCAUCCACAAACAGCUGAUUCUCCUCUUCACCCCACUGGUGUUUCUGCCUUUACUCUUUACUCUUCCAGAGAAGGAGGGAAAAUGUCUUUAUGUGGUGGUGCUCAUGGCAACGUUUUGGUGCACAGAGGCUCUUCCUCUGGCUGUCACUGCAAUGCUUCCAGUCUGCCUUUUCCCGACACUGGGAAUUCUUCCAUCCAAGAAAGUAUGCCCUCAGUAUUUCCUCGAAACCAAUUUUCUCUUCCUGAGCGGUCUUGUGAUGGCCUCGUCCAUCGAGGAGUGGGGCCUGCAUCGCAGAAUAGCCCUGAAGGUGCUCAGCAUUGUCGGAGUAAAACCAGCAUGGCUCAUAAUGGGAAUGAUGAUGACCUCGUCCUUCCUGUCCAUGUGGCUCAGCAACACCGCCACAACAGCCAUGAUGCUCCCUAUUGCUAAUGCCAUCCUGGAGAGUCUGUUCGGAGACCUGGAGACCCUGAAAGAGAAGUGCAAGUCCAAAGAUGAUCCUGAGGUUGAUGUAAUAAAUGGAUGGAUGGGAUGGAGCAGAGUGACUUGAGGACAUCUGAGGAGAUCCGAUCCGAGUCGCAGUAUCAGUUGAAGGUGUGGAAAGGAUUCUUGAUCUGUAUUCCUUAUGCUGCCAGUAUCGGAGGCACCGCCACGCUGACAGGCACCGCGCCCAACCUCAUCCUGAUUGGACAGCUGAAAAGCUACUUUCCAGACUGCGACCUCAUCAAUUUUGGAUCUUGGUUUGCAUUCGCUUUCCCUCUCAUGCUUAUCUUCCUGUUUUUGGGUUGGCUUUGGAUCGCGUUCCUCUACGGGGGAUUGAAUACACGAUUGUGCUUCAAGAAACACGACCAAAGAGCCCGGGCUGAGGUCAGAGCACAGGCACUGAUAGAGGACGAUUACAGAAAACUAGGGCCCAUAAAUUUUGCAGAGGGAGCGAUUUCUUUCUUUUUUAUACUGUUUGCCGUUCUCCUGUUCACAAGAGAUCCCAAAUUUGUCACCGGGUGGUCUGUGUUCUUCAAAAAAGGGUAUGUCUCAGACGCAGUCACCGGUGUGAUCAUUGUGUCCAUAUUGUUCUUCUUCCCCUCGCAGAAACCCUCUCUGAGCUGGUGGUUGGACCCUCAAGCUUCAAAUACUCCAUACAUUCCUCUCUUAUCAUGGAAGAAAGCCCAGGACUCUGUUCCCUGGAAUAUCAUUCUGCUCCUCGGAGGCGGCUUUGCUAUGGCUAAAGCUUGUGAGGAGUCUGGACUCGCCUCCUGGAUCGGAGGCCACCUCCACCCUUUGGCCGAGGUUCCUCCCGCUGCAGCUGUGAUGUUGAUCACUGCUUUUCUGGCCUGCUUCACAGAGUUCGCCAGCAACACUGCCACAAUUAUCAUAUUUUUACCCGUCAUUGCUGAACUGGCUAUCCAUGUCUCAGUGAACCCUCUUUACUUCAUGAUACCCGCAACAGUAGGAUGUUCAUAUGCCUUCAUGCUACCAGUGUCGACACCACCCAACUCCAUCGCCUUUGCGUCAGGACACCUAAUGGUCAAAGACAUGGUGAAAACCGGUAUUGUCAUGAACAUCCUGGGUGUCCUCUCAGUCUCUCUGGCCAUGAACACAUGGGGCGUUGCCAUGUUUGACUUGAACACGUAUCCAGAAUGGGCUCACCCCAUCAACAACUCUGCUGUUCUUACCGAUGUGCACUUCUCAUCUGUCCAGUCGCUCAAUGCUACGCUCUGAUCACUCACCAAAUCUCAGCAUGAGCAGUAAACAGGGACAAAAGUCUGGUAGACGUAUACUCAUUAAAAUGUCAGAACGCUCUGGGAGCUUCCGCUGUUACCUGUGAAUUUAAUACGUUUAUUAUAUUCAAGUGUCUUUGUAGGCUGUCAAGAGUCAAGAUUUCAUGCUGUGAAUGUAAGUUUUGGCAGGCUCUCACGUUUUAAGUUAAAAACAAGCUUCAUUAUUUUACUCUCUGCCUUUUUAAAACUGGACAGAAGAGACAUUUAACCUCAACAACAGCUGUGAAGAGUUUGCAGAGUGUGCUGUUCGUAUUUGAUGCUACUAGGCUGACAUCUGCUGGAAGAAUGAGAGAGACCUCUGUGAACAAUUCUUUUAAAUUAUAUAUUUUUGGUUCAAAUCACAAAAGAGAUCAUGUUAUGUGUUUAUGUAUUAUAUAUACGGUGCAUGUGUAGUUGCCAAAGCCAUAGCACAAAUAUUUUAAAUCUAUCUUUUCUACAUUAGACUGUGAAUCCCUACUAAUGAAUGUGUACAUUUUGUUACAGAGUGAUUUAAAUAUUUAAAACAAGUGCUGUUUUAAAUAAAUUUAGUUCAUAUUGUGUUAAUUUAGUUGCAUGUAGUCUCUGUAUUUUUGUAAUGAGUGAACAUAGCAGGUUUAUUGCUAAGAUAAAGACCUUGUUAUCAGAAUAUUUGCAACUGCUUAACUGUGUAAACGUUUAGCUUUUAAUAGAAACCAACAACAGAAUGUAAACCUCAGUCCUCAGGUUUUAAUUAACUGUCGCUAAUGCUGCAGGUUUCACACAUAUUUAAAACAUUUUGGCCUCCGCACACUCUCACACAGAGAGCCGGAGAGCACACAGUUGUAAAUGCCUUACAAUGUUUGUUUGGUGUAGUAAACUGUCUGAAGUCACGAGGCCUGACAACAAUGGUUAACUUGUGCAAGACUGUGGUGGUUACUGAGUGACAGCAGGGUCAGUGCGAAAGGUCCCAUGGUGUUUAAAUGCAAAA